AUGCAUUUCUCGACAAGUAUACCCAACGCGGUAUCGCAUAUGAACGACCGGCUUCUCUUUGCCAUUCCCAAAAAGGGCCGUCUCCACCGCCAAUGCAUGGACCUGCUGAAAGGCGCCGACAUCCAAUUCACCCGCGCCAACCGCCUCGACCUCGCUCUCUCCACCAACCUCCCGAUCACGCUCGUGUUCCUGCCCGCGGCCGACAUCCCGCUCUUCGUCGGCGAAGGCCGCGUCGACCUCGGCAUCACGGGCCAGGACCAGGUCGCUGAAUCAGCGCAGACCGCGAACGUCGACGAGCUCUGCGAUCUUGGGUUCGGCGGGUGUAAGCUCCAGGUCGAGGUCCCGGACAAAGGCGAGUUCACACAGCCCGAGCAAUUAAUCGGCAAGAGCGUCGUCACUUCCUUCCCCAACCUCGCGCGCACAUACUUCCGCUCGCUCGAGCAGAUACCCCCCGACGCACCGCUCAAGACAAACAUCAAAUACGUCGGCGGCUCAGUCGAAGCCUCGUGCGCGCUCGGCAUCGCCGACGCGGUCGUCGACCUCGUUGAGUCAGGCGAGACCAUGCGCGCCGCGGGUUUAAAAGCCAUCGCGACAGUGUUCACCACCUCGGCCGUGCUGAUUGCAAACAAAAACCCCGACCACGCCGACACGGUCGCGCUCGUGGUCAAGCGCAUAAUGGGCGUGCUGUCGGCGGAUAAGUACGUGCUGUGCAAUUACAACUGUCCGCGCGACAAGAUCCCGCAGGUGCUCAAGAUCACGCCGGGGAGACGGGCGCCGGCGAUCUCGCCGCUGGAGAAUGAGGAGUGGGUUGCGGUUAGUAGUUUGGUGGAGAAGAAGAAGGUGGCGGAGGUUAUGGACCAGCUUAAACUCAGCGGGGCUGAGGAUAUCCUUGUGCUUUCUGUCUCCAACUCUAGAGUAUGA
Molecule: messenger RNA, 921 nt
Organism: Myxozyma melibiosi
Lineage: Eukaryota; Fungi; Ascomycota; Lipomycetes; Lipomycetales; Lipomycetaceae
Product: ATP phosphoribosyltransferase
Exons: 2
Coding region: 1-921 (306 amino acids)
Biological process (GO): L-histidine biosynthetic process
Cellular component (GO): cytoplasm
Molecular function (GO): magnesium ion binding; ATP phosphoribosyltransferase activity
Source: RefSeq, a predicted model, not a curated record